AUGUCUUCUCAGCACGCCAGCGGCGACCAUUACCGCAAUUAUCAAGAUGAUAGAUCCGCUAAGUCCCAGGAUACUGUUUACACAACUAGCAAUGGCGUUCCUAUGCCUCACCCCUACGAGACCCAACGCGCAGGAGACAAUGGACCUCUGCUCUUGCAAGACUUCCACUUGAUCGACCUUCUUUCUCACUUCGACCGCGAGCGUAUACCCGAGCGAGUCGUCCAUGCCAAGGGCUCCGGUGCCCAUGGAACAUACAAGACAACCAACACUCUCGAGGACCUCUGUCUCGCAGACAUGUUCAAGGAAGGAAAGGAAUGCCCAGUCACUGUCAGAUUCUCUACUGUCGGUGGCGAGUCUGGUUCUCACGAUUGUGCUCGUGAUCCACGAGGAUUCUCAGUCAAGUUCAAGACUGAAGAGGGAAAUUGGGAUGUCGUGGCGAAUAACACACCCUCCUUCUUCCUACGAGACCCAGCCAAGUUCCCACAUUUCAUCCACACCCAGAAGCGGAAUCCCUCAACUCACCUUACUCAUGCCGACGAUUCGACCGUGUUCUGGGACUACCUCUCCCAAAACCCCGAGUCUAUCCACCAAGUCAUGAUCCUCAUGGGUGACCGUGGUAUCCCCGACGGCUACCGAUUCAUGCACGGUUACUACGGCCACACCAUCAAGCUCGUCAACAAGGCCGGCGAAUGGGUAUAUUGCCAACUCCACAUGAUCUCGCAGCAAGGCACCAAAUUCAUCACUCAGGAAGACUCCGCCACCAAAUCACCCGACUACUCGCAAAAGGAUCUGUACAACGCCAUCGAGUCUGGCGACUAUCCCAAAUGGUCCGUCGAAGUUCAAACCAUGACCGCCAAGGAAGCCGAAGAACUCUGGGAAAAGCAAAAGAUCAAUGUCUUUGACCUCACACACGUCUGGCCCCACAAGCAAUUCCCACUCCGUAAAGUAGGAGAGUUCACCCUGCACGAAAACGCUCAGAACUACUUCGCGGAAAUAGAGCAGGUGGCAUUCAACCCGUCUCACAUGGUUCCCGGUAUCGAGCCCUCUGCCGAUCCAGUUCUGCAAUCACGUCUAUUCUCCUACCCAGACGCUCACCGACACCGGGUCGGCGUCAAUUACCAGCAACUUCCCGUUAACGCCCCAAGGGUCAAUUACCGCAUGGCCAACUUCCAGCGAGAUGGUAGCAUGGCGUUCCUCAACCAGGGUGCAAGACCAAAUUACAUCUCUAGCAUCGAGCCCAUCCGUUUCCGCGAGCGCAGCGUGAAUUUGGAUAAGACUCACGGACACUUCAUCGGGAACGCAGUUACAUUCUUAAGCGAAAUUCGCGAGGAAGAUUUCACAGCCCCAAGAGCGCUGUGGGAGAAGAUUUUCGAUGCCAAGGCAAAGGAAAGGUUUGUUGGGAAUGUUUCAGGACAUAUGGAGAAUUGUAAGGAUAAGGAGAUCAUCAAGAGGCAGAUUGCUAUCUUCCGUGAAGUUAGCGAGGAUUUGGCAUCGAGGUUGGAGAAGGCCACGGGGGUUAAGGGAUAUGAUGGGAUUACGGGGAUGACGUUCAAUGGGACGCACAAUGGGAUGGGAGGGGCGAGGAAGCAGGCCAAUGGCAUGAAGAGUACGGGAGGUAACGAGCAGAAUGGGGCACCUGUUAAGGGUAGUCAUGCUGGUGCUGCGGGGGCGAAGGGAAUCAAUGGACAUGCGAAUGGGGUCAAUGGUCACAGCAAUGGGGUUGAAGCUCCUUUGAAGGAUCCGAUAACGCUGUGCAAGAUGUUUCUACGUCUUGUCAUUGCAGUGCUUGCCAUCGGCAAUGUACUUGCACAAACCUCCAACCAAACCUCCCUGCCGCAAUACUCCACCAACGCCACUGCUCGCGCUCAAGCCAUUGCGGUCAAGAGAGCUGGCUGGUUGUAUGGUCCCGGCUUACUCAAUGGUCCUUUCUACCCCGCUGGCCCAUUAGGUGCUGCUCGUACCGAACGCGACCUUGGUCUGUUCGCUAUUGACGAGGCAUGGAUCAACGGUAGCAUCAACGCUGAUCUUCCAGCUAUUGAGGCAGCCGUCAUCGGAAAUGGAGGAUUCCAUAACCUUGCAGACUAUGUCAACCUUCUCUAUGUCAACAAGUUGGGCGACGCAGUCCCUGGUGGCGAGGAUCUUGGUAUUCUCACCAACUACACUGAAGACCUUCUGUUCAGCAUGGAACGUCUCUCCGAGAACCCUUACUCCAUCCGUCGCGUCAAGCUUACUGACACACUGCCUUUCACUAUUCCGGACUCGACUUCGAUAUCACUGUCUAGCCUUACACUCCGAGGUUUACAACUCAGUAGCCGUUUGUUCAUUGUGGAUCACAGCUAUCAAGCCAAAUAUCCAACCAACGCUCGCUUUGGAGGCUACUGCACUGCUUACUUCUUCAUCGAUCCCAAGUCCGGCAAUUUCCUUCCGUUGGCUAUCAAGACCAAUAUUGGAGCAGAUCUUGUCUACACACCUUUGGAUGGAGCAAUUGAUUGGUUGUUUGCGAAGAUCUUGUUCAAUGUCAAUGACUUCUUUCAUGCUGAGAUGUAUCAUCUUGCUGCUACCCACAUGGUUGGUGAGAUUGUACACGAAGCUGCGAUGAGAACCUUGAGUGAUGAUCAUCCCGUUAUGGCUUUGUUGGAGAGAAGUGGACUAGAAGACCAAGGUUUCUUCAUCAAUAGCACAGGAUGCAUGGACUUCAUCACAGACUUCUACCCAACUGCUGGUGCCUUCCAAAGCAACUACCUAGAAGUUGGCCUCCAAGCUAGCGGCCUCCUUGGCCCUGCUACUCAACCUGCCUUGAAGAGUUUUCCUUUCUACGAAGACGCCAGCACAAUCCGAAACGUGAUUCUUCAGUUCAUGACUUCCUUCGUCAACGCAUACUAUGCCAACGAUGUUGUUGUUGCAUCUGACAGUGAGCUCCAGGCCUGGUUCGUAGAAGCCAAUGGCCCUGCCAAAGUCAUUGACUUUCCAUGCUCUCCAUCGGGCGCCUUCCACGCAUGUGGAAAGGCAGACCUGAUUGCAAUCCUAACCCACACUGCUCUCCUCACCGGAGUCAUUCAUCACGCUCUCAACACAGGUGACAUGAUCACCACCUCAGGAACCCUCCCCUUCCACCCCUUCGCCCUGCAUGCACCCCUCCCUACAACCAAGGGCCUUAACAUCACCCAACUCCUAACCUACCUCCCCGGCCCCGCCGACGCAAUCUUCCAACUCGACCUCCUCUCCGUCUUCAACCGCCCCCAAUACGCCGCCCAAAACCGCACCCUCGUCCACGCCUACAACGACGCUUCCUUCCUCUCUCAAUUUAACGAGCAGGUUACCGUUGCGGAGGCUGGUUAUAGACAAGGCAUGGAGACUAUCGGUGCGGAGAUUCGGGGUCGCGGAUUCGAUGCUGAGGGAUUGAGUCAGGGGAUGCCUUUUGUUUGGAAGAAUCGUCUAGAUAUUAUUGGUGUUGGCGUUCUUGCAUGCGAGAUGAUUGGCUUGCUUUUGAAGUAG
Molecule: messenger RNA, 3495 nt
Organism: Mollisia scopiformis
Lineage: Eukaryota; Fungi; Ascomycota; Leotiomycetes; Helotiales; Mollisiaceae
Product: catalase-domain-containing protein
Exons: 8
Coding region: 1-3495 (1164 amino acids)
Biological process (GO): response to hydrogen peroxide; hydrogen peroxide catabolic process
Cellular component (GO): peroxisome; mitochondrion; cytoplasm
Molecular function (GO): catalase activity; oxidoreductase activity, acting on single donors with incorporation of molecular oxygen, incorporation of two atoms of oxygen; heme binding
Source: RefSeq, a predicted model, not a curated record